GCGCUCAGCGCAACCUUUGCAAGAGUAUAAAUAUAACCGUGGCCCCCUGGAGGACAGGUGAUGGGUGAGAUGAAGACGAGAGCCGACCGAGGGAGAAACGAAGAAAGACUUCUCUUCACUUCGUGAUUGUUGAGCGGCUGUCAGAAACAGUGGACGACGCGUCCAGCUUCUGUUUGAUGAGGAACUGAGGCCUGGACGAAGGCGGACUGUCUCCAGAACCAGAACCCUCCACGUAGCCCCUGAGUUCGGCCACAGCCAGCUGGUCCAGGACCUGCAGCUCGUCUUCAGAGGGAAACAUGCUGGUUGACAUGGGAAAGAAGAGAGGGAAAAGCUCCCGAGAAGAGGACGAAUUCCUCGACCUGACGGUUCCUUCCUGCCGACAUAUCAGAAAGGGAACCGACCAAACGAUCAUCAAGAAAGUUCCAGCCAGCUGCAAGUGGACGACGUGUCAGGAUUGUAAUGAACAAGAUGAGGGUGAGAAUGCAGACGCUGAGCUCAUGCAGGAGCUUGAGGAUGAAGCAGAUGCUGUCGCAGUGUGGAUGUGCCUCAAGUGUGGCCACAGAGGUUGUGGGCGACAUUCUGAGAACAAGCACGCCAUCAAACAUUACGAGACUCCUCGGUCCGAUCCGCAUUGUCUGGUGAUCAGUCUGGAGCAGUGGAGCGUGUGGUGCUACAUCUGCGAUGAAGAGGUCCAAUAUUCCAGAACCAGCCAUUUGGCCCAGCUGGUGACCAAUCUCAAAAAGAAAGUUUUGGCGUCAGAUCCAGAGAAUCAGCCGCAAAAAAAGGUGAAAGACGAAGAUGUCAUUCUGGAAGUGGAGCCAGUGAAAGCAGAGGAUGGUGAGGAGCAGGAUGACAAAGAAAACAGAGGCUCACUAAAGAAGAACAGCAAGAAGGAGAAAGUCGGGAAGCAAAAGAACAUUCCAGGAGAAGACUGUGGCAGCGUUCCUGUCAAAGGACUCAGUAAUUUGGGAAACACGUGUUUCUUUAAUGCAGUGAUUCAGAAUCUUUCCCAGACUCAGCAGCUGAGAGAAACUCUCAGCAAGGUGAAGGACGAGAAGAUGAGUGUGACCUUCAAACCACCAGCCUCUUCAAAUCUUGAGUCAAUCGUGGCGCUGCUGGACGACCCGGGACCUCUCACCAUGGCCAUGUGUAAGCUCCUUAAUGAGAUCCAGGAAUCCAGCCGGAGCACGGUGCUGCCGCAGGAGCUCUUCUCUCAAGUUUGUAAAAAAGCUGCCAGGUUCAAAGGGUUUCAGCAGCAAGACAGUCAGGAGCUGCUCCGCUACCUGCUGGACGGGAUGAGAGCCGAGGAGAUCAAAAGGGCGACUGCGACUGUAAUGGAGAAGCUGAAGGAGAUGAACAAAAAUGAUGAAGAGCUGAAGGAUCUUGUGAAAGAGUACGAGAAAAUUGGGUUCCGGGAGAAUUUUGUGGACCAGGUGUUUGGCGGGGAGACCACCAGCACCAUCAUGUGUCAGCGGUGCAAAACGGUGUCGGUUGUCAACGAGAUGUUCCUGGAUCUUUCUCUGCCUGUUUCCGAAGAGGCGUACAGGAAGUUCAGCCUAAUUAAAGGUGGACAGAAGAUGAGCGAGUCACACCGGCACCACAGCGGUGACAGCCUGAUGAACGGCACUGACGACAGCCCUUCAAGUUCUGGAAGCAAGUACCAGCAGAAGAAAGCCAAGAAGCAGGCAAAGAAACAAGCCAAGAGUCAGAAGAGGCAGCAGAAGAUGGAGGGCAGGAUGAUUCUCAACACUAAAUUAGACAUGGAAGGUUCUGCUUUAGAGGAGCCUGAGGAGGAUUCUGCUGAGACCUCUGAGGAGAACCAGAAGAACCUGGACUCUGUCAAGACUGAGGAGGAGAAGGAAGAGCAGGAGGAUUCCACCGUUGACUGCGAGUCACCUGUCAACAAUCGCUUCACCGUCCUAUCAGAGGACGGCGUCAUAUCCAGCCCAAAUCCAGACCCGGACUCGGAUCUAGUCAACGAAAUGGAGGAGCUGAACUUGGACGACGCGUUUCUUGAGCUCAGCUCCGACAGACCGGAGGAGGAGUCGGUGGAAACUUCGGAGUACACCGUGGUGAACCAGGACCCGGAACUGGCCUUCCAGACGCUGGCGCCUCGACCGCCUCCUGAGAAGCAGGAGUGCUCGGUCUACUCGUGCCUGUUUCAGUUCACCGACGUGGAGACGCUGAGUCACAGCAACAGUCUGCUGUGCGUCACAUGCACCAAACAAAAGGGGAGCCGAAACAAGACUGAAGGGCCCAAGAAGAAUGUUUACACUGACGCCUUGAAGCAAAUGCUGAUCUCCUCUCCGCCGCCAGUCCUCACACUACAUUUAAAGAGAUUUCAACAGAUUCACUACAUGAUCAGUAAAGUGAACCGACACGUGAACUUCCCCUUAGUUCUGGAUCUUGCCCCCUUCUGUGCCGUCAACUGCAAGCACCUGUCCGAGGGAGACACCCGGGUCAUGUACAGCCUGUACGGCAUUGUCCAGCACAGCGGGACCAUGAAGAGAGGACAUUACACCGCCUAUGUGAAAGUUCGACCUCAAAGCCCCAAACCCCCCUCAGCUGCAGGGGAUGCUGAGAGUCCUAAAGGAUCCUGGUACCAUAUCAGCGACACCAGUGUUCAGCCUGUGAGCGAGAGCACCGUGCUGGGGUGCCAGGCUUACCUCCUUUUUUAUGAGAGGAUAUUUUAAUUACCCUUAAGACAUCCAAAUAAAUCAACUUGCUGCAGGAUUUGCUGUAA
Molecule: messenger RNA, 2743 nt
Organism: Synchiropus splendidus (mandarinfish)
Lineage: Eukaryota; Metazoa; Chordata; Actinopteri; Syngnathiformes; Callionymidae
Gene: usp16
Product: ubiquitin specific peptidase 16
Exons: 19
Coding region: 297-2693 (798 amino acids)
Biological process (GO): protein deubiquitination
Cellular component (GO): nucleus; cytosol
Molecular function (GO): cysteine-type deubiquitinase activity; zinc ion binding; cysteine-type endopeptidase activity
Source: RefSeq, a predicted model, not a curated record